AUGCUUUAUCAUCCUGGUAAGGCCAAUGUGGUUGCUGACACUUUGAGUAGAAAAUGUCAGACGGGAGGUUCUUUAUAUAUGGAGAUGGUGGAUAGAUAUGUGAAUGAUAGGGGCGAUAAUGAUGAUGAAGACAUGCUUCUGCUUGAUGAUGAUGAAGGGGAUUUAUCGGGAAUAGACGAUCGGUGGUGUCUAGUAGGGCGUUUUCUUACGAAACAGAAUGUCGAUUUUCAGGUUAUCGAUGGCAGCCCGUGGACAUUUGAUCGUGCUCCUCUAAUCUUCGAAAGGCUGAAACAGGGAGAGAACCCAAGGAUGGUGCCGCUGAAUAGACUCGACUUCUGGGUUCAGCUACAUAACCUGGAGUCGGGAUUCAUGACUGAGUCUACAGUGAGAAAUGUGGUGAAUCAUGUAGGUACGUUCCUUAAAUCCGAUCCUAAUUAUUUUGUUGGUGUUUGGAGGGAUUUUUUGCGGGUUCGGGUGAAGUUGAAUAUUGAUAAACCUCUGAAAAAGAAAAUGAAACUUGAGAAGAAGAGUGGUAAAUCUUCUUCCCUGAUCUUUAAAUAUGAGGACCUCCCAACAUUUUGCUUCAUUUGUGGUGUUCUUGGCCACUCCGAACGUUUCUGCGAGAAGCUUUUUGAUACGCCUCCGGAAUUGAUCGUCAAGGAAUACGAUUUGUCAUUGAAGGCAGCCCCACGACGUCGACAACACACCAAGGGUUCACAAUGGCUAUGA
Molecule: messenger RNA, 729 nt
Organism: Cannabis sativa
Lineage: Eukaryota; Viridiplantae; Streptophyta; Magnoliopsida; Rosales; Cannabaceae
Exons: 3
Coding region: 1-729 (242 amino acids)
Source: RefSeq, a predicted model, not a curated record